Nerophis lumbriciformis (worm pipefish) is the source of this 3850-nucleotide messenger RNA. RefSeq names its product charged multivesicular body protein 5b (gene chmp5b). Gene Ontology annotation, cellular component: multivesicular body. NCBI's taxonomy places the organism in Eukaryota, Metazoa, Chordata, Actinopteri, Syngnathiformes, Syngnathidae. The record is from RefSeq and is a predicted model, not a curated record. Gene Ontology annotation, biological process: vesicle budding from membrane; late endosome to vacuole transport via multivesicular body sorting pathway.
UUGACUUCCGGGUGUCCGUUCGACGCUGGGCUGUGGCGGCGAGUUAUUUUGUGCUCUUCCCGACACUUUUAAAGUCAAAAUGAAUCGUAUUUUUGGAAUGGGGAAACCGAAAGGUCCAGCGCCGAACCUCACGGACUGUAUUGGAACCGUUGAUUCCAGGACAGAGUCCGUGGACAAGAAAAUCGACAAACUGGAUGUUGAGCUGGUGAAGUACAAAGAUCAGAUGAAGAAGAUGAGAGAUGGGCCGUCUAAGAACAUGGUCAAGCAGAAGGCGAUGAGGGUCCUGAAGCAGAAGAGAAUGUACGAGGGCCAGCGGAACAACCUCAUGCAGCAGUCCUUCAACAUGGAACAAGCCAACUACACCAUCCAAACCCUGAAGGACACCAAAACAACAGUGGAUGCCAUGAAAGGCGGCCUGAAGGACAUGAAGAAAGCCUACAAGACUGUCAAACUUGAUCAAAUCGAGAAUAUUCAAGACCAGAUGGAGGACAUGAUGGAGGACGCCAAUGACAUCCAGGACGCGCUGGGAAGGAGCUACGGCACACCUGACAUCGAUGAGGACGACUUGGAAGCAGAACUGAGCGCUCUGGGAGACGACUUCCUGAUGGAUGAGGACACCUCCUACUUGGACGACGCCGCCACCGUCCCUUCCAUCCCCGAGGGUUUGCCUGGAGCCAGAUCCAACAGGGACGGCGUCAUGGUGGACGAGUUCGGCCUUCCUCAGAUUCCCGCUUCAUAAAAGCCGAGUCAGGACACAUGUAUCAUAGCUUUUUCUUCCUCUAUUUAUCCAACUGACACUCCUGCUUUGGAAGGACGCCUCUGAAGCCAAAGAUGCAAUCACUAACAAGGACCUCAGGUUUUUCUUAUCACUCUUCAUGAUUCAUAUACGAGCUCGACCAGGGGUGUCCAAUUUCGGCCCGCAGCUCCUUUUUUAUUGGCCCUCGGCAGAUUGUAAAAAUUACGUAAAUUCAUUAUUAUCGUGAUGUUAUUUGUAAUCCUCUCAAAUGGUGAAAUCAUAAUCAGACUUUUGAAUUAGCAUUAAUCAUGAUUAAUCACAAGUAUCAACAUUUUUUAACACCAACAAAGCAAGUAUGCUUGGUAGAAAGCACUUAACCAAAGUAAGGUUCCACUCUUCCAAAAUGAGCUAGUUUGCAUUGGAUAUGCCAUGGACAGGCUACCAUUAGCGAUUUCAACACCUUCAAAUGUAGUAAUGGAAACUAAAACUAAAAGGAAUGUUACAACUGAACAGCUGAUGUGUAAUGAGCGAAAUACAGUAUAAACACUUUGUAGGGCGCAACAUAACACAUUCAACUUACGAGUAAAAGCUACUUCCUCAUUAGACCACAUGCCAUAGUUAGCCUAUACAGCACUGCCAUCUAAUGUCUUGGAAGUGCAACUGCAUUGCAAAUGACUCGCGUAUAUGAAAGAAAGAUAAAAGACCUGAACAGCAGUUGGCAUAAUCAGCUGAUUUUUUAAUGUUACAUUAAAAAAAAAAUUUUUUUUAUCAAACAUUAACACACACACAAAUAUUGAAAAUUGGUACCUUUGAGUACCAGUAUCGCAUCAAAUGUGAGAGGUACUCAUCACGAAUUUUGCAAUUAACUUAAUUUAAAAAAGACCCUAAUGUUUGGUCAUAAGUGCAAUUUUAUUGUUAGAAUAGUUUAAUUAAUCUGCAUGUAUACGUGAUUAAUGCAAUAUUUGUUGUGAUUAGGGUUGCAAAAUUCUGGGAAUAUUCAAAGUUGGAAACUUUCCAUGGGAAUAAACAUUGAAUGCAACAUGAUUAUUCGCUAAACAACCUGAUUUAAUGCAAAUUCAGUAGCAUUUCAACCCUGGACUGUGCAUUCCUCCAUCACAUGUGCAGUGCAUUCUUCCAUCACAUGCACAGAUCAUUCCCAGCAUGCUACACACGACAGCAGGGCUAUUGAGGCCACACUAGUAUUUGAGCCCAAGGACUUCAUCCAGUCAGGUAAGUUUUGAUGAUAUUACUGGGGUAAAUCUAUUUGAUAGAGGUGUAAUUGCUUGUUACUGUAUGACUGUGGACUACUCCAGCAGACUUCCACUCAAGCUAGCUAGCUGUUCCUGUACUUGUUAAAUGAUUUUGGGGCCAAAAUCUCUAGCUAGCUAUGUUUAUGUACCACCACAGUCUCGUAAUGAACCGAAAAUAUUUCUCCGUUAGCCGUGAUGCUAAUUUUCUCUAUGUUAAAUCCCAUUCACUUAUGCUAACAUUAGCGAUCCGAAUUUACCUUUUUUGUGAUCUGUAAAGUCCAACUAGCAAAUACUAAAUCAAAAGGUCUGUUCUGCUAGCCAUUCUGUUGUCAUACAAGAAUGUAGGUUAUAGUUUGACUUAGCAUGCUGAUUGAGUGUUCAUUUAUUCAUCUAGCCUAUUUCUAUUCAUUUGUCCAUCAGUAAAAUAUUUUUAAAGACUACUCCAAUUGUUUAGCUGACUAUAUCUCUGUGUGUAGCAUUGCAUUAGUGUUUUACAAGAAUAAAUAAAUACAAACAGGAUAAUGCCACGUACACCAUCUGAUGUGUGGAGACAUUUCACCCCAACCAAUGUAGGCGGAAAGGCUGUGUACAUUUGCAAAUACUGUGCAAAGAGCUCCGUCAAAAAUGCCACAAAGAUGCAGCAGCAUAUAGACAAGUGCCCAAUAAUAUAUACCGUAUUUUUCAGACUAUAAGUCGGUUUUUUUCAUAGUUUGGCCGGGUGUGCGACUUAUACUCAGGAGCGACUUAUGUGUGAAAUUAUUAACACAUUACUGUAAAAUAUUAAAUAUUAUUUAGCUCAUUCACGUAAGAGACUAGACGUAUAAGAUUUCAUGGGAUUUAGCAAUUAGGAGUGACAGAUUGUUUGGUAAACGUAUAGCAUGUUCUAUAUGUUAUAGUUAUUUGAAUGACUCUUACCAUAAUAUGUUACGGUAACAUACCAGGCACGUUCUCAGUUGGUUAUUUAUGCCUCAUAUAACGUACACUUAUUCAGCCUGUUGUUCACUAUUCUUUAUUUAUUUUAAAUUGCCUUUCAAAUGUCUAUUCUUGGUGUUGGAUUUUAUCAAAUAAAUUUACCCCAAAAAUGCGACUUAUGUGUUUUUUUCCUUCGUUAUUAUGCAUUUUCGGCCGGUGCGAUUUAUACUCCGAAAAAUAUGGUAAUUAUUGUAAUUCCCCAUUAAUCCCCAUAUAUUCCCAUGGACGGUGUCCAACUUUGAAUAAUCAAAAAAUUGUCAAUAUUUCCAAACUUCCCGAGCUUAACUUCCCGUGGUAAAUUUACCGGAAACUUUCCACCCUUUUGCAACCCUAGUUUGAUUAAUCUCAUGAGUUAACUAGGGCUGCAACAACUAAUCGAUUAAAAUUGAUUAUAAAAAUAGUUGGCAAUUAAUUUAGUCAUCGAUUCGUUGGAUCUAUGCUAUGCGCAUGCGCAGAGGCUACUUUUUUUUAAAUUUUUAUAAACCUUUAUUUAUAAACUGCAACAUUUACAAACAGCUGAGAAACAAUAAUCAAAAUAAGUAUGGUGCCAGUAUGCUGUUUUUUUUCAAUAAAAUACUGGAAAAGGAUAGAAAUGUAAUUUGUCUCUUUUAUCCGAGUAUUAAUCGAAGUAAUAAUCGACAGAUUAAUCAAUUUUCAAAUGAGUUGUUAGUUGCAGCCCUAGAGUUAACCCAUUACUUUAUUAGAGAACACAAAGCUACCGUGGAUGUUUUGCUCUGCUAGCUUAGCAUAUAUUGUGUCAGCAUCUUCAAUGUACAAAAUGUAAACUUGCGUUGGAAAGCAUGAGGACACCCCUGAUCUUUAUAUUCCUGUGCAAAAUGGGAGGUGACUCAAAUCAUCUGCAGAAGUCAAUAAAUUGUAUUUUUCCAAACAA